Pisolithus orientalis is the source of this 690-nucleotide messenger RNA. RefSeq lists its product as uncharacterized. Lineage: Eukaryota; Fungi; Basidiomycota; Agaricomycetes; Boletales; Pisolithaceae. The record is from RefSeq and is a predicted model, not a curated record. The transcript has 4 exons. The coding region runs from base 1 to 690 and encodes 229 amino acids.
AUGGGUGCUGGGUGCACCUAUGAGGAUCUGGUAGGCAGCAACAGUGCAAAAAAUAUCAUCAUAACAAUCAAGAAGGAAUUUCCAUGGUGGGGAGAAUUGCAUGGGUGGUGGUGCAUGAACCCUGCCUACAAUAACACAUGGAGUGCAAAUGUUAGCAGGCAGGAUUUUGCAAAGCAUGUGGUUGAGCUGUUUGAGCUUUGGCCAAACCCAUUAGGUGGAGACCCCAGUUUUUCCUCUCCCCCACUAUCACCCCUUCCUCCUGUUGCAUCCAAGUGCUUGUCACUUGCUUCAUCACUGUCCUCCAUCAUGCCUGGGUCACCUGCUGUCCUAUCUGCCCCUCCCUCUGUUUUUAACAAGGGCAAUUCUAUCAGCUUGAAUGAUGAUCCCCCCUUCCCAUUCCUAUCCCCUUGUCCAAAAAUCCAGCUGAAGUGUCUGUCUCUUGAACAGGAUCAAGCUCUUCUUAAACCCAGCUUCAUCCAGGAGUUCCAACAGGUGCAGCAGCAAAGGUCAGAGGCCAAACAUCACCAGCUCCAGUAUGGCUACUUGGAGGAGAAUGAGAAGAGCAACAGCUGCCUGGCUGGAUGUGAACACCAAAUUGUGAGGCAGCAUGAGCAGCAUGUCCAUGGAGAGGUGAUGGCAGCUCAGGAGCUAGAGAAGAUAAAACUUUCAGUGAAGUUGGAGGAGCUUUGA